AUGAACUUAAGUUCAGGAAAUUGCAAAAACACCCACGAUAAAAUAUUGGUUGAAGAGCCAUUUGUUCCAUUUGUCGUCAAGAAACGACAAACUCUUACACAGGAAGUCGUAGCCGUUCACGUAGUCGUUCACCGCGCUCCUUAUCACGUUCUAGAAGCCGUUCCUACUCUUACUCUUCCAGAAGUCGUUCUCGUUCUUAUAGCAGGAGUCGGUCGCGCUCUUUAUCCUACUCACGUAGCCGUUCUCGUUCGCCAUACUCUCGUAGAAGACGUUCUCUGGCAAAUGAACAAGGGUUCGGCCUUUAUUGAUUUUGAUACCAGGGCCGAAGCAGAAAGGGCUAUAAGUUAUAUGGAUGGUGGGCAACUUGAUGGUGCGGUGCUCACUUGCACAUUUGUUCCACGUCGGCCACCCACACCACCGCCACCUAGACGUACAACUCUCCACCCCCUCCACCUCGACGUUUUGCGGCGAGCAGCUACCGUGCUCGCGGAAGGUCCCCGCUACGACGCUAUUCAAGAUCACGAUCUAGAUCCCCUAUACGUCGUAGACGUUCCUAUUCUUAUAGUGAUUCUUACAGCUCUAGGAGCAGAUCUAGAUCACCAUACUCGAGAAGUCGUAGCAGAAGCUAUUCU
Messenger RNA from Racocetra fulgida, 632 nucleotides. The record is from the annotation of a GenBank genome assembly. NCBI's taxonomy places the organism in Eukaryota, Fungi, Glomeromycota, Glomeromycetes, Diversisporales, Gigasporaceae.